AUGAACGGACAGGUAAUGGCUCGGAAUGGGCUGACCGAUCGCACCGGUAGGAAAGUAGCAUUAAUUACCGGUAUNGCGGAUGCAUCGCUGAGCCGUUUGGCAGAACUGAAUCCAUACGUUCCAGUGGUGGCCUAUACCGGCAAACUUACCAAUGAUUUCAUCUCCAGAUUCCGUGUAAUCGUCUUAACGGAGUCCUCACUCGCAGAGCAGAAAGAGAUCUCUGAUUACACGCACUCUAAUGGCAUCGCUCUCAUCAUUGCCUCCACUAAAGGACUUUUCGGACAACUGUUCUGUGAUUUUGGAGACAAUUUCCAAGUGAUUGACGCGACAGGAGAACAGCCGCUCUCUGUUAUGAUCACAUCUGUCACUAAAGACGCCGAAGGAGUGGUCACUACUCACGACGAGUCGCGCCAUGGAUUGGAGAACGGAGACAAAGUGACGUUCAAUGAAGUGGAGGGCAUGACUGAACUCAACAAAUGCGAGCCCAGGACUGUGACAGUGUUGGGUCCCUACACCUUCUCCAUCGGCGACACCACCGGCUUAAAGGACUACGUGAGAGGCGGUUACGCCAUUCAAGUGAAGGUCCCCAAGACUGUCAACUUUAAAUCACUGAAGGAGUCGUUAGCGUCGCCGGAGUUUGUGUUAUCAGACUUCGCCAAAAUGGAAAGACCGGCUCAACUGCACAUCGCUUUCCAGGCGCUGCACCUGUUUGUGGAGCGCCACCGACGACACCCCAACUCGUGGAGCGAAUCGGACGCCACAGAGUUCCGCAAAAUUGUGGGCGAAAUCGCGUCCGAAAACAAACUCGAGAUUCAAAUCGACGAAAACCUGGUGAAGAUGUUCUCGUUCUUGAGUCGCGGAAAUGUGUGUCCAUUGAAUGCCGUGAUUGGAGGGACGGCCGCACAG
Molecule: messenger RNA, 906 nt
Organism: Oppiella nova
Lineage: Eukaryota; Metazoa; Arthropoda; Arachnida; Sarcoptiformes; Oppiidae
Source: the annotation of a GenBank genome assembly